Olea europaea var. sylvestris is the source of this 6305-nucleotide messenger RNA. Its product is annotated as E3 ubiquitin-protein ligase UPL3-like. NCBI's taxonomy places the organism in Eukaryota, Viridiplantae, Streptophyta, Magnoliopsida, Lamiales, Oleaceae. The record is from RefSeq and is a predicted model, not a curated record. The transcript has 18 exons. Gene Ontology annotation, molecular function: ubiquitin protein ligase activity. The coding region runs from base 285 to 5966 and encodes 1893 amino acids. Gene Ontology annotation, biological process: protein polyubiquitination; proteasome-mediated ubiquitin-dependent protein catabolic process.
UCAUUUUAUUAAUUCCCCUUCUCAGGCACGCAUUUUUUGGACCGCGAUCAAUCCCUGGUUCUACAGAAUUCGGUUACAAUUGAAAUUCAUUCGGGGUUUGCAUUACCAUUAGGGUUGUGCCGUGUUUCGAUUCCAGCUGAAUCGAUAAAGAUUUUGGGAAUUAGGGGUUUUUUUUUUAUUCCGUUGUUCUUCUGUGAGUGAUAUGAUAAUAAUUUGGAGAUCGGAGGAUGGUUUGAUCGCCGAUUAAUCGGCGAGUGAAAUCUCAUGUUCUGAAGGGAUUUUGUAUGGAAACUAGGAGUCGGAAACGUGCGGAGGCAUCCACCCCAGCAGUGCCUUCUUCUUCCUCCUCUGGCCCCACCACCCGUACCGCCAAGCGUGCUCGCCAUUCCGCCGCUGCCGCUUCCACCACCACAAUUACCACCGCUACUACUUCCGCCAUCACUUCUGCGAAUUCCACACGUUCCCGCGCCGCUGCUCGAUCCAAAGACUCGCUAGUGUUGUCCACUUCAAUGGACCCCGCUGCUGAUCCCUCGGCUGCCUCUGCAUCCUCUACCCGAACUCGCCGCGGCAAAAACCCUGCUACUCAAAAUUCGGAUAACAAUGACAAUACAAAUUCCCAUAAAGGCAAAGAAAAAGAACAUGGAAUCAGGGUUAGGGAUAGAGAUAGAGAAACAGAAAGGAGUUUAGGGUUUAACGUUGAUUCCCACAGCGGGGAGGAUGACGACAAUGAUGGUGAGGGUGGGGUCGGAAAUUUUCAUCAGAAUUUGACUUCUGCAAGCAGUGCCCUUCAGGGGCUGUUAAGGAAGCUAGGGGCUGGGUUGGAUGAUCUGCUACCGAGCUCUGCAGUGGGGUCUGCUUCAUCCUCCCACCAGAGCGGGCGGCUGAAAAAGAUGUUAUCCAGUUUGAGGGCUGAAGGUGAGGAAGGGAGGCAAGUUGAGGCAUUAACUCAGCUUUGUGAAAUGCUUUCCAUUGGAACGGAGGAGUCUUUGAGUACAUUCUCGGUGGAUUCUUUUGCACCAGUUCUCGUGGGGUUGCUUAAUCAUGAGAGUAAUCCCGAUAUCAUGCUUCUGGCUGCCAGGGCGCUGACUCAUUUGGUUGACGUGCUGCCUUCUUCAUGUGCUGCCGUGGUGCAUUAUGGUGCCGUCUCGUGUUUUGUUGCUCGGCUGCUUACUAUUGAGUACAUGGACUUGGCUGAACAGUCUCUGCAAGCUCUGAAAAAAAUCUCUCAGGAACACCCCACUGCUUGCUUGCGAGCAGGUGCACUUAUGGCUGUGCUUUCAUAUCUUGAUUUCUUCUCUACAGGAGUUCAGAGAGUGGCAUUAUCAACUGCUGCAAACAUGUGUAAGAAACUACCUUCAGAUGCAGCUGACUUUGCGAUGGAAGCUGUUCCAUUGUUGACUAACCUCCUUCAGUACCAUGAUGCAAAGGUUUUAGAACAUGCAUCUAUUUGCCUGACACGGAUUGCUGAGGCAUUUGCGUCGUCUCCAGAGAAGCUUGAUGAGCUCUGCAAUCAUGGACUCGUUACGCAAGCUGCCACCCUAAUUUCACCGAGCAAUUCUGGAGGUGGCCAGUCUGUCCUUAGCACUUCUACAUACACGGGCUUGAUCCGACUGCUUUCAACAUGUGCAAAUGGUUCUCCUCUAGGAGCAAAAUCCCUCCUCCUCCUUGGAAUCAGUGGCAUUCUUAAAGAUAUCCUAUCAGGGUCUCGCACUGUAUCAAGCAUGUCCGUUUCACCUGCAUUAAAUAGACCCCCGGAGCAGAUUUUUGAAAUUGUGAACCUGGCCAACGAGCUUCUUCCCCCACUGUCUCAAGGAAUCAUUUCUCUUCCAAUGGGCAGUAAUCUGUUUGUCAAACCUUCCUUUUCUGAGUCGGGUCCUGCAGGCAGUUCCAGCAAAGAGAAAGAGUCCAAUGGAAAUGUGCAGGUGGUCUCAGCUCGAGAGAAAUUAUUGAAUGAUCAGCCUGAACUUCUGCGGCAAUUUGGAAUGGAUCUCCUUCCUGUUCUAGUUUCGAUAUAUGGUUCCAGUGUUAAUGGCCCUGUUCGCUACAAGUGUCUUUCAGUUAUUGGAAAACUGAUGUACUUCAGCUCUGCAGAAAUGAUUCAGUCUUUGAUAAGCGUCACAAACCUAUCUAGUUUCUUAGCUGGAGUUUUGGCUUGGAAAGAUCCUCAAGUGCUGGUACCCACCCUUCAAAUAGCAGAAAUUUUAAUGGAAAAACUUCCUGCUAUUUUCUCCAAGAUGUUUGUCAGGGAAGGUUUUGUGAAUGCUGUGGAUUCUCUUAUACAAACUGGAUCUACAACAACUGCUCCACAGUUGUCUUCCAGUGAAAAGAAUAAUGAUUCUAUUCCUGGAGCGUCGUCGCGUUCUAGGCGAAAUCGGCGACGGGGUGGUAACUUAAAUUUAGAUGCAAAUACUGCUGAAAAACCUAAAAUCUCAGUUUCCAGUAUUGGUUCUUCUCCUAAUCAUGUUGCUGUCACUGUGUGUGCAAAAGCAUUCAAAGAUAAGUAUUUUCCCUCAGAUCCAGAGGCCAGUGAAAUUGGUGUCGCAGAGGAUCUACUACGAUUAAAGAAUCUUUGCACGAAGCUGAAUGCAGGUAUAGAUGAGCAAAAGACUAAAUCAAAGGGGAAAUCAAAAGCUUCUAGUGCUCGGAUGACUGAAAUUUCCUCUAGUAAAGAGGAACACUUGGUUGAGGUGAUAACUGAGAUGUUGGAGGAACUCAGCAGAGGGGAUGGUGUGUCGACUUUUGAGUUUAUUGGUAGUGGGGCUGUUGUCUCUUUGCUUAACUACUUUACUUGUGGAUAUUUCUGUAAGGAUAGAAUAUCCGAAGCUAAUCUGCCUAAGCUUCGAGAACAUGCCAUCCGAAGAUACAAGUCUUUUGUUGCUCUUGCCCUUCCUUCGAUUGUUGAAGAAGGGAGUGUUGCUCCCUUGAGCGUCUUAAUUCAAAAACUUCAAAAUGCCUUAUCCUCUUUAGAGCGUUUCCCCGUUGUUCUUAGCCACACUUCCCGAUCGUCUGGGAAUGCACGACUUUCUUCUGGUCUAAGUGCCCUGUCUCAGCCAUUGAAGCUGCGUCUUUGCAGAGCACCAGGAGAAAAAAUGCUUCGUGACUAUUCUUCGAAUGUUGUACUUAUUGAUCCAUUAGCAAGUUUGGCUGCUGUCGAAGACUUUCUCUGGCCACGAGUUCAACGUGGUGAAUCUGGUCAAAAGCCUUCAGCUUCCGCAGGCAAUUCUGAGCCUGGGACCACUGCUGCUGCAGCUGGUGCUUCUUUGCUGUCAACUUCCACCCCUGCUUCUGCUACUCGAAAUCAUUCAACGCGAUCCAGAUCAUCUGUUAACAUAGGCGGCACAGCAAAAAAAGAGUCAUCAAAAGAAAAAAUAACGAGCUCGUCAAAGGCAAAGGGGAAAUGUGUUCUAAAGACAGCUCAAGAUGACAGAAGAGGACCCCAGACAAGAAAUUCUGCUCAUAGAAGAGCGGCUCUGGAUGAAGAUUCCAAAGUGAAGCCUAUGGAUGGGGACUCUUGCUCGGAUGAUGAAUUGGAUAUAUCUCAUGUUGAAGUUGAUGACGGUCUGCUGAUUGAAGAUGAUGAUAUGUCCGAUGAAGAAGAAGAUGUAGUGAAAGAUGAUCCUCUUCCCGUUUGCAUGACAGACAAAGUGCAUGAUGUUAACUUAGGUGACUCUGCCGAAGAUAGUCCUGUUCCUGGUGCAAGUGACAGCCAGAAUAAUCCGAAUUGUAGUUCUAGCAGCAGAGGCACUUCAGGGAAAGGGUCUGAUAAUACUGAGUUUAGGAGUGGGAGUUCUUUUGGUGCAAGAGGUGCAAUGUCCUUUGCUGCUGCUGCUAUGUCUGGACUUGCAUCUGGUAACAGUAGAUGUGUAACUGGAAGCAGAGAUCAUCAGGGACGUCCACUGUCUGGAUCAAACGAUCCGCCAAGAUUAAUGUUUUCUGCAGGCGGAAAGCAGCUUAGUCGCCACUUGACUAUUUAUCAGGCAAUUCAACGGCAGCUUGUUCUGGAUGAGGAUGACAAUGAUAGACUUGCUGGCAGUGAUCUAGUCUCUAGCGAUGGAACCAGGCAUUGGACUAACAUUUACACCAUCAUGUAUGAAAGGGCGGAUUGCCAGGCUGACAGGCCCUCUGUUGGGUCCAUGACCUCAAACAUGCUGUCUAAGUCUACAAAAGCUUACACUUCUGGUAGUUUGAGCUCUGAUUCAUCACGGCAUCGUGUAUCACUCUUAGAUAGCAUUUUGCAAGGGGAACUUCCCUGUGAUCUAGAAAGAAGUAAUCCUACCUAUAAUAUAUUAGCAUUAUUGCGUGUAUUAGAGGGGUUGAAUCAGCUUGCACCACGUUUGCGAUUCCUGGCAUUGAUUGACAGUUUCUCUGAGGGAAAAAUUUCGAGUUUAGAUGAACUUGGUGCCACAAGUGUUAAAGUUCCUCCUGAGAAUUUAGUCAAUAGCAAGCUUACUCCAAAAUUGGCUCGGCAGAUUCAGGACACACUUGCUCUUUGCAGUGGGUCUCUUCCAUCAUGGUGCUACCAGCUGACUAAAGCAUGCCCAUUUUUGUUUCCCUUUGAAACUCGGCGCCAAUACUUUUUUUCAACUGCUUUUGGAUUGUCUCGUGCAUUGUACCGGCUUCAGCAACAGCAAGGUGCAGAUGGUCAUGGAUCAGUGAGUGAAAGAGAGUUGAGAUUUGGGAGAAUACAGCGCCAGAAAGUUCGUGUUUCCAGGAAUAGGAUUUUAGAUUCUGCUGCAAAAGUUAUGGAGAUGUAUUGUAGUCAAAAAGCUAUUCUUGAGGUUGAAUAUUUUGGUGAGGUGGGAACUGGAUUGGGGCCUACUCUAGAAUUUUAUACCCUUUUAAGUCAGGACCUGCAGAAAGCUGGACUAGAAAUGUGGAGGUCAAAUCUGUCUCCAUAUACCCCUUCAAUGGAAAUUGACGAAAGUGGUUUGGAUGGGAAAACUAAUAGAUUGACAGGGCUCAGUUCAUCUGGGGAUGAUAAAGAUAUGAUCCGAGCACCCCUUGGGUUGUUUCCACGACCCUGGCCGCCCAGUGCUGAUACUUUUGAUGGCAGCCAAUUUUCGAAAGUAAAGGAAUAUUUCCGGUUGCUUGGGCGUGUUAUGGCCAAAGCUCUCCAAGAUGGGAGACUUUUGGAUUUGCCGCUAUCGGUUGCAUUUUAUAAACUUUUACUUGGUCAAGAUCUGGAUUUGCAUGAUAUCAUUUCUUUCGAUGCGGAACUUGGCACUACUUUACAAGAAUUGCAAGCCCUUGUUUGCCGGAAACAGUAUUUGGAAUCAAUGGGCAUUUAUAAUUCAGACGAAUUACAUUUUCGUGGAAGUUCUGUUGAAGAUCUUUGUUUAGAUUUCACCCUUCCAGGUUAUCCCGAUUAUGUUCUGAAAUCAGGCAAUGAGAAUGUUGAUAUUGAUAGUUUGGGGGCCUAUAUAACCCUUAUAGUUGAUGCUACUGUGGGGACUGGCAUCAUGCGGCAAAUGGAAGCAUUUAGAUCUGGCUUUAAUCAGGUUUUUGAUAUCUCAACUCUGCAAAUAUUUUCACCACAUGAGUUGGACUAUCUACUCUGUGGGCGCAGAGAGCUGUGGAAGGCUGAGACACUUACUGAUCACAUAAAAUUUGAUCAUGGAUACACAGCCAGAAGCCCUGCUGUCAUUAAUCUACUUGAGAUUAUGGGGGAGUUCACCCCUGAGCAGCAACGGGCCUUCUGUCAGUUUGUUACUGGUGCUCCCCGACUUCCACCAGGUGGUCUGGCAGCGCUGAAUCCUAAGUUGACCAUCGUUAGAAAGCAUUCUUCAAACAUGGGCAAUACAGCAAACAAUGGUUCUGGUCCAUCAGAAUCUGCAGAUGAUGAUUUACCAAGUGUGAUGACAUGUGCGAAUUACUUGAAGCUUCCUCCCUACUCCUCCAAGGAAAUCAUGUACAAGAAACUUCUGUACGCAAUCAAUGAAGGGCAGGGAUCUUUUGAUUUGUCAUGAACUACUCACAAUACAAUUUUAUCAGAAUUUCGACUUAAAUCAUUGUUGGAAGCAGCAACUGUCUACUUAAUAAAGGAUAUCCCCUUACUGCCCAUCUUGACCUUGACAUUGUUAAGGCCCAUUGUGUUUCAACACAUUCCUGCAUAGGCUCGUGAGACGGGAUUUUUUGGUGCUUGUAAAUAAUUAGACCAUUUUGCUAUCUGGGAUUUUGGACAAGUUAAGCUGUAUAGCACGCUGUCACAUGUUUCCUUUUCUAUACAUUCUGUUGACAUUGUUGCUUGACUUUGACAAUUUUUGAUUGGAUUAAUAAAAAUUAAAGGAAGCAAUCUUCAGAAAUAA